UGUUGUGAACACAUAAUCAUAUAUCAUUCAUAUCAUCUAUGCUCUCUCUAUUUCCUCUCUUUAUUUUAUCUCACUCUCACCUGUGGUUCUUUCUCCAUUUUACUCUUCAGUUCAAUUAGAACCACGAAACAAAUAACAUUGUAAUAAAAUAUUAUUUCUAUUCUUUAAGUAAACCCAAAUAAAGUCUAUUACUUUGAGUUUACAACAGU
This is a messenger RNA of Clunio marinus, 209 nucleotides long. Lineage: Eukaryota; Metazoa; Arthropoda; Insecta; Diptera; Chironomidae. The record is from the annotation of a GenBank genome assembly.